CGGGGUUAGAGCCGGGGCAGUGCAGUCGUGAUGUCAUGAUAUGCCCAGAUUCAAGCCUAGAGGACGCCCGCAAACAGGGUCCGUAUGAUGUGGUACUUCUGCCUGGAGGUUUGCUUGGAGCUCAAAACCUUUCUGAGUCUCCCGCUGUGAAAGAGGUGUUGAAGGACCAGGAGGGCAGGAAGGGUCUGAUCGCUGCAAUCUGUGCAGGCCCGACGGCACUCUUGGCUCACGGUAUCGCAUAUGGCAGCACAGUUACCACCCAUCCAGGUGCCAAGGACAAGAUGAUGGCUGGUGAUCAUUAUAAAUAUUCAGAGGCUCGUGUUCAGAAGGAUGGUAACGUGAUCACCAGCAGAGGGCCAGGAACCAGCUUUGAGUUUGCCUUGACUAUAGUGGAAGAGCUUAUGGGUGCAGAGGUUGCUGCCCAAGUCAAAGCCCCCCUCAUCCUGAAAGACUGAUCAUCAAACUGUGAAGAUCUCGCAUUUACAAUUGUACUGCUAUGCCAAUCUGAAAGGGAGUUGAAUUUAAUUGGUUUAGAGUUUUCCUUGCAUGUGAUUUUCUGUAGGAAUAUGACUAUUUAAUGAAGUUACUUAAAUAUAUAUUUGAGGAGAGUUGCUGUAAACUGGCAGUCGAUAAUCUAAAUGGCUUUUUAUGGCUUUCUGUGAGGUCUGAUUCCCAGUUCUCUUGCUCUGCACUUAUUAACUUCUGAACCAGAAUAAAGUCAUAGUGCACUAAACUCAUAA
Molecule: messenger RNA, 740 nt
Organism: Sinocyclocheilus rhinocerous
Lineage: Eukaryota; Metazoa; Chordata; Actinopteri; Cypriniformes; Cyprinidae
Gene: park7
Product: parkinson protein 7
Exons: 6
Coding region: 36-455 (139 amino acids)
Biological process (GO): response to oxidative stress; glyoxal metabolic process; glycolate biosynthetic process
Cellular component (GO): mitochondrion; cytoplasm; nucleus
Molecular function (GO): oxidoreductase activity, acting on peroxide as acceptor
Source: RefSeq, a predicted model, not a curated record